AUGGGCAACUCUGCGCUCGACCUCAACCCUCCCAACGCCACCUUCCACCUUUCGACCCAUGGGUCCGACUGGUUGUGGGCAGCCUUCUCGGUCUUCGGCGUAUCUUUACUUACCGUGGUCGCAUGGACGUUCACUCGGCCACGGGGUGCACGUCUGUUCCACCAGAUAGCCAUAGUGGUUCUUACGACCGGCUCCCUUGCCUACUUCUCUAUGGCUUCUGACCUCGGUGCGACCCCGGUCCCUGUCGAGUUCAGGGGCGAGGGCACCCGUCAGAUUUGGUUCGUGCGUUACAUCCAGUGGUUCAUCACAUUCCCGCUCUUGCUCCUUGAGCUCCUCCUCGCUACCGGUCUGUCGUUGUCCGAUAUCUUCACGACACUCUUCAUGAGCAUCGUCCUCGUCAUCACCGGUCUCGUUGCUGCCCUUGUGCCGAGCACCUACAAGUGGGGUUACUACACGUUCGGUGUAUCCGCGCUGUUCUACAUCUGGUAUGUGCCGUAUGUUCUCCUUUGGCAUGGUCCCCAUACGACCUUCGCCGCUGGAGGCGUGCUCCGCCGCGGCUACCUCCUGGCCGCCGGAUACCUGUCCUUCCUCCUCCUGCUCUACCCUAUCGCCUGGGCAUGCGCGGAGGGCGGCAACGUCAUCUCAGUCACCUCCGAGAUGAUCUGGUACGGUAUCCUCGAUAUCUUCGCCGGCCCCAUCUUCCUGUUCUUCUUCCUUUGGGAGCUGCGCGGCGUCGACUACGCGACCUUCGGCCUCCACUCCGGCAAGUACACGGACAAGUCGGCGUAUGCGCCCAACACCACCCAGGCUGCCGGAACUAUCCCCGCCACCACCUCUACUGGCGCCGCUGGUAACGUCUAA
This is a messenger RNA of Trametes versicolor FP-101664 SS1, 861 nucleotides long. RefSeq names its product heat shock protein 30. Bases 1 to 861 code for a protein of 286 amino acids. The transcript is spliced from 4 exons. The record is from RefSeq and is a predicted model, not a curated record. Gene Ontology annotation, cellular component: plasma membrane; endoplasmic reticulum. NCBI's taxonomy places the organism in Eukaryota, Fungi, Basidiomycota, Agaricomycetes, Polyporales, Polyporaceae.